UUUACGGACAAAGGGGACAAGUGGUGGGGAAAGGAGCAAUUUCCAUUCCCGCGUGGGGCGUGGCGGGAAGGGCAGUUUUUGAGUCCUCCGGCGCUUCGACUUCUGCCCUAACUUGGUUUGUUGUCCUCAUCAGUUCCGCGCCCCUCCCAUUGGAUUUAAAUUCCCAUUUAGUUGAUUAUCUCUUCCAAUUUUAGAGUCGUCGAGAUCUUCGUUAUCCGAUCAUCGAUCCGUCGAUCGCUACAUCUGAUUCACGCAUGAUUCUUUCUGCUAUUCCUCGAUCGUUCCUUGGAUUUUUCUUCCGAGUGUAAAAUUCUUCUUUGGCACUGAUGUCCGUGAGAGAAACCCACAAGAGGCAGCAAAGCGAAGCGCCUGUUGCCUGUUGUUCGAAAAAAGGGAGAGCUCGCUAUCAUCGCGAGCCCCAAUGUUUGCACUUGAGGGCCACCGCUUCUCCGUUGGUCUCGUCCUCCUCCGGACGCUCCUACAGAUCUGUUUGCUUGAGCGCGGAUAGGGUCUACACCUUCGGCAGGGGAAAAAGUUGUUGCGAUUUUUGUUUCAGGGAUCGUCGUGUUAGCCGGCAACAUUGCCAGGUUUGUUUCGAUAGUUACGAGCGAAAGGUUUUCAUAAUCGACGGAGCCCUUAAUUCUUCUUCCGAAUUGGAGAUAGAUAAGGUGCAGCAAAGAUUGGGUAGAGGGGAUGAUAGCGCGGCGCGAAGAGGAUCUAACUGCUCACUGAACGGCGUCUACGUCAACGGUUCUAAGCUGAAGGGGCGUGCCAUUUUUCAGUUAUUCGUCGGCGAUGUGGUGUCUUUUGUCUGCGGUGGCCGCUCCAGCCCCAUUGGCUUCGUUGUCCAUUGUAUUAUUUUCGCUGAUAAAAUUAUAACCAGAAGCAAUGCGGAGUCAAUUUGCGGACCAGGUUGUCAGAGGUGUGGUGAGAGCUCCAUGCGACUGCAGUGUUUGCAGUCCGUCUACGAGAGGCUCUCCAAAUUAUAUUUUUCAAGGACGCGAUCUCCCGGAAAGGUGAUAUCUCGCAAAAAGAUGUUAUCGGGUGUUGGAUUUUCUCAGGAUAGUAUUGAUUCUCUAUGCAGAAGAUUCGUGCACGUUUCUGGACAUUAUAAUCAGACUACAAAUAGAAGAAGAAGAGUCGGUCUUUUUGAAGUAGACCAAGGAUCCAGUAACUUGGCCCUGCAUGCUGAAUCAAAGAUCAGUGACGCUGGUGGAGAUAUAGCUACGGGGCUCAUGGGCACCAGUAACUUAUUAAUCUUAUCUAAAACAUGUGAAAAACGUUCACUCAAACGUGGUUAUUUCUGCGGGACGUAUUCUGAUGGAGAGCUGAUACUAAGGGCGCUAUUGCUUUUGAAAAAGUGCAGAUUGGCAAGGAAAGAUUUGGACAACAUUAUGUGUUUUAAUAAUAAUUUCGGGAAUUCCUCUGCAUCAGUUGGUCGUAGGCUAGGUAAAGCAGAAGCCUUCGAUGAAGGCAGUUUUCCACCUACAGCAUAUCGUGGUACAUAUAAACACUUCAAGGGUCCUGAUGUUAUUCCGAAGGUGACUGAUUUAAUUCCCUGCGAUUUAAUGUCUAUUGAGCACGGAAAAAUAAAUCUGGUGACAGACACAGGUUCUUUUGGAUCUUCUCCUUCAAGGGAGCUAGUUAGGUGUACAGAAGUUCCUAACAUGAACAUUGAACUGAAUGAGAGAUACUCUAUUACCAAGAGAGUAAAAGGCUUCGAAAGUUCAUGUGAAAUACGCGAAGUUUCCAUCCUAGGUGAUUGCAUGGGAAAAAAUACAAGGAUCCUUGUCACAGGAACGAAUCAGUGCAAAGAACGUUCUCUCCCCAGUUACGGUGGUAAUGUAGAUAAUGUAAUGAAUCUGUUUUUAGCAAAGAAUAUCGGAGGGGAUGCAUUUAAACUGAGGUUAAGAACGGAGAGUGCUAUUCAGCACAAAAUUUUCUUGAAUCAUAGGACUGUGAGUGCACAGAACACUGUAGGUUGUGUUUCAUCCAUUCCUUGUGAGCCUUCCCUUGCUGAUGGACAAUGCAAGUUUAUGAACGAGAACAUUGAAGGCUUAAAACGGAAUAAAGACAUACAUACUCCUGAAUCAGAUGGCGAGACACUAUUCCUGAACCGCCUUGAGUUUAUGACCGUUGGUUCAACAGACAAGCCUGCCUCGGUUUCUCUUCCAGAACUACUUUCCCCUGUUGAGAGCCUUUCACGCAUAUUUGUUGCAACUUUUACAAGUAAUAUCUCGUGGUUUCUUUCUGCUUGUAAGAUCCAAAACAAUUUACCUGUAACGGUCGCAUGCCAUGACACGGAGAGAUGCUGGAAUCCAGUUCAUGAGCAGAGAUGGUCACAACCUUAUUCUCAAUAUCCAAAUUUGGUGGUUGUGCAUCCCCCAUUUCCUGAUGAAAUUGCCAUUGCAAAGGACAAAAAGAAGAAAGGAGUUGCAUGUCAUCAUCCGAAGUUGCUUAUUUUACUAAGGGAGGAGAGCAUUCGUGUUAUCAUCACAUCUGCAAAUUUAGUUCCAAAACAGUGGAAUACUGUGACAAAUACCAUAUGGUGGCAAGAUUUUCCUCGCAGAAAAUCUCCUGAAUAUUUUUCUCUUUUCACCCAUGUACACAUAGAAAGAGAAAAAAUAUCUGAAGAGUUAAAGUCAGAUUUUCUGGCCCAGCUAGCCGGAUUUAUUGCCUCUCUUGUUGUUGAUAUACCAAACCAAGCAUAUUGGAUCAAGGAAUUAUGCCACUAUGACUUUACAAAGGCCUCUUGUCAUCUGGUAGCAUCCAUACCAGGGAUACACGAGUCUAUGUUUCCAUCUAACCUGGGGCAUGUUCACUCUCUCACUGAACUUCAACCUAUACAUCAGACUGCUACCAGAAGUUCAAAAUUUGUUGGUUCUGUGCUAGCAUCUUUAGUGGGCUUAAGCCAUCGGUUUCAAGCUAAGGUUGAUCCUGGAGGUGUGCAACUCAAGGCCCUUGCUAGUAUCAUCCAGAAAUGCAGAGAAAAUGCAUAUGGCAUGUUGGAGGUGAUUUUGCAAAGGAACCAUUGGAUACCUGCAGAUUGUAAUGCUGUCAGUGUCAUCAUUAAUCAUCCAGCAGAAUGCUCAGAGAAUGAUGCCUCUUCUUAUCAUCUGCAACUUGGUUUUCUCCCAAGAAGUGUAGCAAAGUGGGUGGCACCAUUGUGUGAUGCUUCACUUUUCUCAUUUUCUGCAUACAUUUUUCCUCAACAAGUGCUUGCAGCUGCAUUGUCAGGAUGCAACAGCAGAGUGAAACUUAUUUUGUAUGUCUCACAGGGGCCUAACUUUUUCAAAAUUUCAAAUUUGAUUCAACAUGAGCAUGUUGUUGCCAUCUGUUAUCUCCUGGCAUCCAUCCAAAGGAAUCUUGGCAUCUGGCGCCUGCAUGAGGUGUUAUCAAAGUACCAAUGGCCUGAUUCACAAGAAGUUGACUUUGUAUAUGGUGCAUCUUCUAUUGGUUCGUCACUUAAUCCACAUUUUUUAGCUGCAUUUGCAACAGCAGCUGGGAAAAGGUCAUCCCAGUCCCUUGAUUCUGAAGAAUCUGACCCAGAGUGGGGGCUCUGGAAUGCUGAGCAUGAGUCACACAGUCCAUCUAUUAAGAUAAUUUUUCCUACCAUGGAGAGGGUGAAACUUGGGGCAACUGGAAUCUGGCCCUACCGUCACCUGCUUUCCUUCUCAGAGAAAACCUGGCAAAGGUUAAGAGCUGCAGAUAUAUUGUAUGAUGCAAUUCCCUGUCCAAGUGAAAGGGUGGGCCACCCAAUGCAUGUUAAGGUAGCACGGAGACGCUUCUGGAAUAAGACUACAUCCUCAUCCUUUGGUUGGAUAUAUUUUGGCUCACAUAAUUUGAGUGCAGCUGCUUGGGGAUAUCCUCUGAUGGAUUCUCCUGAGUCAGGAUCGGUUAGUAUCGGUAGCUCAGUUCUGGGCUCCAGACUUCGUAUAAGCAAUUAUGAGCUUGGUCUUGUUCUGGUUGUCCCUCCUCCACAAACCACUAAAGGGGAUAUUGAGAAGAAUCUAGUUUUUGAUAACAUAAUUUUGCCAUUUGUGGUGCCUGCUCCCAAGUACAAAGUCAAUGAUAGGCCAGCGACAAUGCAAGCAAUGAGAGAAGCUUGUGCUGUUGAGUUAGAGAAGCAAAUGGCUAUUCUAGUGUCAGGAGAGGAGGAUCUCAUGAAUGAAGAUAUGAUCGAUGAUGAAGAUGAGGAUAUUAUUGAGGCAACUGAGAGUGCCACAGAGGAAAAAGAAGAGGACAAGCUUUAUGCUGAGAGGCUCUGGAGUCAAGUCGACUCUGCAGAUUCUUGAUGACCCCAUUGUAGCGUAAGAGAUUUUGGGAAUAGCUUGAUAGCACUGAAGCAUGUCCAUUCAUCUGAGACCAGAUCUGGAACUAUCAUUAAGGUCAAUCAUCAAUGCCCACGAUGCUAAAAAUUGUUAUGUUGGGUCAUUUCAGCUGCUUGAUUCCAUGCGUGUCAAUAUUUCUGCUGUUCAGAAUACUAAGGCGUGAACUCUUCAAGUUUGAUGAGAGGAUUGUGAGCAUGGAUAAAGUUGCGAACUAACAUAAUCAAAGUUCUUCAGGGCUUCUUCAAGUGAGGUGAUAAAGCUGCAUGAAUAUCAACAAAUGAGAAAAAGAACUUAAAAAAGCAAAGGUAAAGAAAAGAAUCGUUUACUAAUUGUUGUAUAGACCGUAAAAUAUUAUUGUAAAGUUGGAGAGUUCAACAAUUGAAAGAACUCAUAAUUUUUCAGUUAUACUAUGUCCAUGUAAUUUUUUCAUAUCAUGGUUUUAUGAAAACCAUGAUUUAACCAUGAAAUAAAUUAAACUAGUAUUAUAAGCUGUUUGAUGUGGUCAAGAA
This is a messenger RNA of Nymphaea colorata (pocket water lily), 4840 nucleotides long. RefSeq lists its product as uncharacterized. Gene Ontology annotation, biological process: DNA repair. Gene Ontology annotation, cellular component: nucleus. Gene Ontology annotation, molecular function: hydrolase activity, acting on acid anhydrides, in phosphorus-containing anhydrides; phosphoric diester hydrolase activity; zinc ion binding. The record is from RefSeq and is a predicted model, not a curated record. NCBI's taxonomy places the organism in Eukaryota, Viridiplantae, Streptophyta, Magnoliopsida, Nymphaeales, Nymphaeaceae. The transcript is spliced from 14 exons. The coding region runs from base 327 to 4295 and encodes 1322 amino acids.